AUUUCGAUACGAAUGUUCACAUGAGGAACAGAAUGGAUGCUCAGAGGUUGACGUGGUCUGAAAACUCAAUAAAAUGUGAUGCAUGGUUGAAUUUAUGAAUAAUAUGACGCUAAUACAUUACUAAACUUUUUUGGACUGUUUACUUAUUUAUUGAAAGAUGUAUUUCAUUGCAAUACGAUUGCUUUAUUCCUGAAAAAAAAACGAUAAUCGGUUUUUCAAUGAAAAUUUAAUUGUGAAUAUUGUUACUAUACCUUACACUGUGAAUGAUUGAACUCGAUACUUCUCCGAAAAAACGUCGGUGGGAGGAGAUAGCCGGUCUGUUGCCUUCAUCUGAAUGUGAUAUUCGCGAAGAAACUUUUGAGAAAAGAGGCAAUGGUGGGCUUUUAUGUAUCAACUUGGAAAAUGUCAAUCCACUUAUUGAGAAUUCAAAGCAAAAUUAUUUCAAUCCUUUGCAAUCUCAAUACAGUUUAUGUUUGAAAGAAUGUUCACCGAAAUUUGGAACUUUAUCUCAUGUUGACUGUAUACCACCAACUGUUGAUUUCUUGUCAUAUCCUCAUUCAGCAGCGGAUUCACAAGGAAACAGGGAGGAACUCAGUACUCCAAUUACAAUAACUGGAUUUGAUAAUUCUUCAGGUUUGAGUGCUGACUCUUAUUUAUCUGGUCACUUCAAUGACUCAACAGUGAUUUCAAAUCAAUUGCCUUACAGUAAUAAUAAUAAUAGUAAUAAUCAUCACUUAUUUUAUACAAUUGACAAUGUUCAACAGAACAAUUUCAUUAACAACUGUCUUCAGGAACACGAACCAUCAACUCCACAACAACAGCAACAGCUUACACAAACACAAUACCACUUGGAUUAUUACCAUCAUAAUUUAAGUGAGAAAAGACACCUGACCGAUGAUAUUUCCACCGGUAUUCUUAUUCUAAACAAUAACAACAAUAAUAAUGACAGUAUGAAUGCAAUUAAUGGUCACAAUGAAAACGGUCAUGAUGGUGAUGGUCUUGUUGACGUCGAUGGUGCUGAUAAUGCUUACAGAUUUAUGCAUUGUAGUAAUGAACCAGCCUUAUCAUCUAUGAUAUUAAAUGAUACCACCUAUCUUAUACAAAAUCCAUUGAUAAACAAUAUAUUCUCUGAUGUGUCUAUACAACAGUCGACAUGUUAUCAAACGAGUGUACAGGAACAACCAACCGCCGACACAUAUCAUCAAUCAGCAGUCUGGUUAAGUCAGGAAGAACAAUACAAACAACAACAGCAACAACAACAACAACAGCGCCAGCAAAUCUAUUCAUCCAAUGAAGUAAUAAAUACAAGAGAUAAUGGUAAUAAUAAUAAUAAUAAUGAUUACCCAUUAAUGAUUAGUGAUUUUCAAAGCGAUGCCAUCAUUUAUGAUAUAAUGAAACCUUUAACAGAACAACAAAACGGACAACAUUAUUUAAACAACUCACUAAAUUCGUCUUCACUACUAUCUGACAAUCAACUGACACUGAAUAAUUUAAUUGAUAAUCAUAAUAACCAUAAUUCUGCUAUUGAUAUUGAUGAGGAUUUUUGUUUAACUGAGUCAAUUCAAGGUCAUAACACAGAAGACAGAGUCAGCCUAUAUCCUAGCAGUCAACAUAAAACAGAUAACCCGUCUGUUAACCCAUUGCAAAUUUAUUCAACAUUUCAAACAAAGUAUUCAUCACCACCAGCAGCACGAUCAGAGUCGUUAACUUCAUGUGUAACAACAGAAACGUUGACAAGUAGGGCUCAAGAAACAACAACAACCACAGAGGUACCAACAGUUGUCACCAUGGCAACGAUACCGGGGAUUAUCCCUUCAAUGUACACUAUCCCUAGUCAAGAUUAUAAGUUAAAUUAUCCUCCUGGUCCUGCUCCUCCUCCCUCUACCCAUCAUCAACUUUAUCCUGAUAAGCAUCACUAUAAUCAACAACAACAACAACAAAAACAACAACAACAACACAAGAUUGACAAACACUCAGACAAUUUAAUCAGAAAUAAUUGUGUUGUCACUACGAUUACAAAUACUAGUAAUAAUACUACUUGCACUAUUACUAGUACUACUAAUAGUAGUAUUCGUGAGAAAAAAUGUAAAGUUUGUGGAGAUAAGGCAGUAAAUCAUAAUUUUGGCCAGUUGACGUGUGAAUCGUGUAAAGCAUUUUUCAGGCGGAAUGCGCAUAAAGAGUUAACAUGUACUGCUAAAUCUGGAGAGCAUAUUAUCACACCGACAACGCGACGUGAAUGUCCAUCUUGUCGACUGAAACAAUGUUUUCGAGUUGGUAUGAGACCAGAUCUUAUACAAGUUCGAAAAAAAGAUGGUAGUAAACCAAGAUGGUUGGAUAAAGUACCAAAUGCCGCCUUAGUCCAUGAACAACAUUUACAAUCCUGUGAAUCGAUCAGUUGGUCAGCAAACAAUAUUAUUAAACACCACAAUACUUAUGGUAAUAAUAAUAGUAGUACUAUUGGCAAUAAUAAUAAUAACACUAAUAUUACCAUAUCACUGAAUACAAUUCAUCGUGGUAAACAUCGUUCAAAUUCAGAUAAAUAUUAUAAAACUAAACUAAAAGACUGCGAAUUUCAUUUCACUGAAAGUGAACCUUCUAAACUGGUCAAGAAAAUUAACAAUGAUGCGAAUAGUGGUGAUGUCACUGGGUCAACUGAAAAGUUGCCUAACACUAAACGAUGUAGAUAUGAUGCUAGUGAAAUCGAUGAAAUCCCAUUCGGUCAACUUCAACAUUCUCAAAAUCAUUCUCAAGAGUAUGAUACAAGUAUGCUGCUGUGUGAUCCGUUGACCACCUGCUUAGUGCCAUUGCCAACAUCGGAGCUGUCGGUAGCGUCGUCUUCGUCAUCAUCAGCCUCGUCUUCCUCCUCCUCAUCUUCUUCUUCUAGCUCAUCUUCAUCGUCAACGUCAUCAUCAUCAUUAUCAUUGUCACUGCCUCAGUCGAAUAUUUCAGAUGUGAUCAAUGGGGUUCACUAUCCAACGUUUGAGAAAGAUCCAGUUAUACCGACAGUGACAACAAUAACUGAUAAUACUGCCAACAAUGUGAGUACUAGUGAUGCAUUUUCCAACUCUGAUGCAGUUAACAAUACAAUCAAUAAUUAUUUGUCAAUGGAUCCGAUUUUUCACAUGAAUGGCUUAAUAUUACCACAGUCUUGCUCAAAUGAAGGUGAAAUAAACAAUCAUAACAGAAUAUCGGAUCCACAAGUAACCAAUGAAGUGAAUUCUAGUGAUCCGAAUAUUUUGUACAGUCUUGAGGGCGCUGAAAAUGUCAAUAUGAAUAAUAAUAACAACAACUGUAACUUGAAUCCUACAUCGACAUGCCUACAAACGAUGACCUCAUUGCCUGUUACUUCGGCGAUAACAGACAUAACGACUUCACUAACCAAUGGAACGCAUGAAUUACCCAGUCAAUUGUCCCAAAAACAACAAAUAGAUAACUUUAUUCCACAUGAAAUGAAUCAAUUAAGUGAUGGUCUAAUUUUGCUGACUAAUUCCACUGAAUUAACAGAACAACAAAAUGGGACUGAUAGUCAGACAGCUAGCCAAGUUAUACCUCCUGUGCCGUUUAUUUCAGUCUCCAAAGAAUCCAAUGACAUCAUUAUAAAUACUAUGACUUCAAAUCACAUCACUAAUUGUACACCUAUUCAACCUUGUGUAUCAUUGGAGCACUCAUCAACGAUAAACUAUCCGCUUGCAACAUGUAUUCCCUCCAACGUAAUAUUUUCUAGUACACCUAUUCUAUCUACAAAUGAAAAUUCAAUUAAUUCUACACCUCUUGCAUCAAACUGUACGACUACAAUCUACAAUCAAGCCUUAUUAACCCCGUUUUGGAAUUCUUCAGAUAUAAAACUUGGAGUUAUAGAUGAAACAGUAAAUUCCCAGUGUUGUUGUUAUCGCCUCCCAGCUGAGUCGAUCGGUUCAAAUCAUCAACCAAUUCAAAUCAUUCCAUUAGAUAAUGCAACCAGUAGUAGUAGUAGUAUAUUACCGUUUGAUUUACCAAUACAAACUACAAUCAACUCUUUACCGUCUGAGUUAUUAUCUUCAAAUGAGCUGUCCUUAUUAUUGCCAACAUCGAAUUCCACAGGAUUCAGCUUCUCUCAUUCUUCUUCAUCAUCGUCCUCCUCGUGCUCCUCCUCAUCCUCUUCGUGUUAUUCAGCUUCCUCCUUCCCAUCAUCGUCAUUAUCAACAAGCAUUAGUGAAACCUGCCUAAAUAUGAAUUCUUUAUUGACUGAAAACAAUUACAUUGUACCUGUUAAUUUAGACGAGGUGAUCCUGUUAGAUGAUGUCAAGUCGACAGGUGUACUGACUGACAGCGCCAAUAAUUCACUAGGACAUAAAAUGCAUAAUAAUGCUGAUUACGUGAAGAAUAACAGUAUAACUGAACAGUCUUGGUCUGGUGUCUACCAAAUAGAAUCAGGGAAGCAAAAACUCCAGGAAACAUCUGAUGAUGUACAUAUACCCAUCGACUUGGAUGCGAAUGAUAAUCUAACUGAUUGGAAUUUAAACUCUACUGAAGACACAACAAACGUCAAUUCGGUAGAAAAUCACCAUCAUACAUCCACUCCUGCAGACUCAUUGUCUGAUGUGCUUUCAGGUCAAUUUUUCGAUUUGGAAAUCAAAAAUACUUGCAGCAUUCCUAUAAGUUUAAAUGAUUUGAUCAAAGCUUGGUUAUGUAUGUGGCAUAAUGGUCUAUUUCCAAAUCCUGAACAGAUCGAUCUAAAUCUGGAUACAAGACAACGACCUCCUCUGAAAUGGUGUCUCACUAUAGCUAAUAUCUGGAGUGAUUUAUUUCUACGACGUGUAGCUGUAUUCGCUAUGGCAUUACUCGGGGAUCUUGUACAAGAAGAAAAUAAGGCGAAACGAUCACUGAGUGAUAAGUUCAACGAAUCGGUUGUAUACACUGGAAGUAAUGGUCAUAUCAGUGAAAUUCGAGGCUUCGGUGCUACUUAUCAGGAUGAAACAGACUCUGGUGUAAAAGAGGGAGAUAUGAAUGGUUUACCAAGUGAUUCAAACGAGCCACUAUUAACAUGGGAUGAUAUGUUAUGGAUAGCAAAAAAUCGAUUUACUGACUGUGUUCCCGUUCUACUCAUCAGUUGUUCUCCUCCUUCUUCUCCGUCUCCUCUGCUUACCUCUUCUCAUUGCAAUGGAAAUUCUACUCAUAUGCCUGAAUCAAAUCUAUCAACAGAACAAUCUUUCAAUGGCAAUAAAUUAAUUGAUGACAAUGCGGAUAAACAGUCCCCUUUAGUGUCGACAACAUCAGCAUCUAAUCAUUCAACAGUCAAUGUUCAAUAUUCAAUUCCAUCUUCUGAUACAUCACCACAACGACGACGACAACAACAGCAACCACAUCUAAAGAAUAAACACAAUACAACGGUGGUAUAUUUCCAAACAAAAGUAGAUCGCAUCCAUUUGUUAGAUUUGACAAAAUUAAGUAACGCUUUAGGUGAAUUAGGCACUGAAUAUUCACCGCAUAUCAUUAACAACCAUAGUAAUAAUAAUAAUAAUCCUAUGAAUAAAAAUGGUCCCAAUGAUGUAUCAUUAAAGAGUGUUAAUCAUAACAAACAAAUCGCUUAUCCAAUAUUAAAAUAUCUUGACGCUUACAUAUCUCAACUGGGAAACUUUCUUGCCCAUCAUCCAGUUCUAUUCAGUGCGUAUAUGGCGUUAAAAUUAACUGAUCCAACACUUGUGAAGGAUGAAGAAAUUUAUAAUCAAAUUCUUGAAGAGGAGAAUACUGAAGAAGAAAGGAUACAACUGCCACCGCAACAGCAACAACAACAACACCAGAAAAUGAAAAGCCUUCGAACUAAUCGAAGUCAACGUCUUCACCGAUUGCAUACACAUUUUCUAAAAAUUUUCAAUGAAGCGGUUGAUUAUGUCGCCUUAGAGGCUAGCCAAUUAAAAACUGGUCUACAAAUGAAUAAAUUCGACAAGAAUUGUUUAACAUCAUCACAAGAGAAAGUUGCCGCAAAUUCACGACGUAUUAUGCUACCAGAAUUUUUAAACUGGAGUCGUGAAUUCGAUGCUACAUGGCAUAGUUUUCAAGCAGAUAUUUGGCGUCAAGCAACAGAUCAUAAUCUACGCUUUGCAUGUAAGAAAAGUGAGUAUAAAAUAUCAAAAGGUUUAAAUGCUUUGUUCGAUAAACAAUUGAAAUUCUAUGAUGAUGGUGAGAAUGAUUUAGUCCAUAUACUAUGGGAUGCAAAAAGUGAACAAUCCUCGGAUACGCAAGCCUAUUGA
Trichobilharzia szidati is the source of this 6230-nucleotide messenger RNA. Lineage: Eukaryota; Metazoa; Platyhelminthes; Trematoda; Strigeidida; Schistosomatidae. The record is from the annotation of a GenBank genome assembly.